AUGGUCACAAUAUUUCUACUGAGUACUGGUUCAUUUUUCAGCAAAUUCGUGACCUACCUUUGUCUUCUUUUCUUCGUCCUUCUUCUUUCACUGAAGUUAGACGAGAAGAUCAAAGUGGGAUAUGCUAUCAUAUUCCUCCCAAUAUGGAUCUACAAUAUUCUUAUCUUUGCCGGUGCUCUAGUUGGAGUGGUGUCGUUUUUGUCCAGGCCACCAUCACAAAAUGAUGUGGUUUUACGUGUGGAUUUUACUGCAAUGCAAUUAACAACAAUAGAACAUUCAUUUUUGUUUAUUUUCGCUCUGCUUACCUAUUGCAAGCUGGAAUUGUCAGUGUUCUUUCGGAACAAUCUCGAACUCCACUGGAUAAUUGUAUUUUCUCCAUUAUUCGCUCUAUCUAUUGCAUCAAUUGGGGUCGUAGUGUGGGCGAUGCGAAGAGACAAAUCAUUUGAGGUAAUGAAUUCGUUUUUCUGGAGCUUUUCUCAUGGGAACGUUUUUCAGUUAGAAUUAUUCUUUGCGAUCAAUAUUGUACAACUUUUCUUCCUCGCUUUCAAACUCGAUGAUUUGGUGAAUUGGUCAUGGGCCGUAGUCUUUAUUCCACUGUGGGUGGUGUUAUCAUUGUCAGCAGUUGGAGUACUAUAUGCUCUCGUUCUCUCUAUUGUAUUGGCCAGAUCACGUCAUUUGAUUCCUUCGCACAGGAGGCAGCAUGUCACUUCUGCUCUCUUCCAUGCCUGCCUCGUAGUACCUGCUCUCAUUUGCAUGGUACUACUGACUGGAAAACUGGACGCGACAGAAUGGGGUGACAACGAUCCUGCGGCUGAUAUGCCUUACACAGUCGUGUUCUCUCCUCUUCUUGUUUCCCUACUUUGUCUGGUACUCAUGUCAUGUGUCCAGGGGGGAGGCAACGUUUGGUGGUUUGGACUUCGCCAACCAUUCUGCACCGCUCUCCUUGAAGCGUGCCCCUGUUUGAAACAGUAUGCCAACGUGAGUUUUUAA
This is a messenger RNA of Haemonchus placei, 990 nucleotides long. The record is from the annotation of a GenBank genome assembly. Lineage: Eukaryota; Metazoa; Nematoda; Chromadorea; Rhabditida; Trichostrongylidae.